Molecule: messenger RNA, 2994 nt
Organism: Dufourea novaeangliae
Lineage: Eukaryota; Metazoa; Arthropoda; Insecta; Hymenoptera; Halictidae
Gene: LManII
Product: lysosomal alpha-mannosidase
Exons: 18
Coding region: 1-2994 (997 amino acids)
Biological process (GO): mannose metabolic process
Cellular component (GO): lysosome
Molecular function (GO): carbohydrate binding; alpha-mannosidase activity
Source: RefSeq, a predicted model, not a curated record
AUGUUGUGGUCCGCAUUCCUUCUUCCAUUUCUUCUCCUCCCACUGCUCUUCUCCGAUGGAGACGCUGCGAGCAUACCGAAAAAAACGAGCAGCAAAACAUGCGGCUACGAGGCAUGUACAAAGACGGAUCCCAAGCAAUUAAAUAUUCAUCUAGUUGCUCACACUCAUGACGAUGUUGGCUGGCUGAAAACGGUGGACCAGUACUACUUCGGAAGUUAUUCACUUAUACAAAAAGCUGGCGUGCAAUAUAUUCUAGACAGUGUGAUUCAAGCAUUGCUAGCUGAUCCUGAAAGAAAGUUCAUGUAUGUAGAGACAGCUUUCUUAUGGAAGUGGUGGUUGCGUCAAGAUGAAAAAGUCAGAGAAGAUGUCAGAAAUCUAAUAAAUGAAGGAAGAUUAGAAAUUAUUAGUGGAGGAUGGAGCAUGAACGAUGAGGCAGUCACUCAUUACCAUUCCAUCGUCGAUCAGUUCACAUGGGGCUUCAGACGACUUAAUGAUACAUUCGGAAGUUGUGCAAGACCAAAGAUAGGAUGGCAAAUAGAUCCCUUCGGUCAUUCUAGAGAACAAGCUUCAAUCUUCGCUCAACUGGGAUUUGACGGCAUGUUUCUUGGUCGUCUUGAUUACCAGGACAAGAAAAAAAGGCUUAGAGAUAAAACAAUGGAGUUCAUCUGGAAAGGCAGUCCAAGUUUGGGAUCUCGCGGAGACUUGUUCACGGUUGCACUAUACAAUACUUAUUCACCACCGCCUGGUUUCUGUUUUGACGUUCUGUGCAACGAUCAACCCAUAGUUGAUGACCCUGCUAGCCCGGAUUAUAACGUUGAGGAAAGGGUCGAACAGUUUUUGUCCUUUGCACAACGCCAAGCCUCAGCCUACAAGACUAAUAACAUUAUACUCACAAUGGGUGAGGAUUUUAAUUAUCAACAUGCUGAAAUGUGGUUCACUAACUUGGACAGAUUGAUCAGAUACAUACGGGAACGAAAGGAUUCUAAUGUGAAUAUAUUUUACUCGACACCUUCGUGCUACAUGAAAGCGGUACACGAUUCGAAUCUACAAUGGUCAACGAAGAGUGAUGACUUCUUCCCAUACGCGAGUGAUGGUCACUCCUAUUGGACUGGCUACUUCUCUUCCAGACCAACAAUAAAAUUCUUCGAACGAAUGGGAAAUAAUCUUUUGCAGAUUAGUAAACAGUUGUCCGUAUUGACUGGCUUGAAAGGAUACGAUGAACAAUUACAACAUUUCCGCGAGGCAAUGGGUGUAAUGCAACAUCAUGACGCAAUAACUGGGACCGAAAAGCAACUGGUUGCUAACGAUUAUGCCCGCUUAUUAUACAAGAGUAUGGAGCAAGGAGCAGAUAUUGUUUCUACAGCAAUAAGGUACUGGAAAAUAUCAAACAGUAGUGAUUUUCGGAAAACUAAAAUGUAUUCCUGCAUGCAGUUGAACAUUAGUUCUUGUGCGUAUACCGAGAAUCAAGACUCUAUGCUCACUAUCUACAAUCCCUUGAGUUACAAAAUCAACGUACCCAUCCGCGUUCCCGUUCAAGAAGCCAAUUACACCGUUAUAGAUAUUGCAGAUGGUUCCGAUCUUACGUCACAACUGGUACCCAUUCCUAAUGCUGUACAAAAUUUACCGGGAAGAGAAAGUGCCGCAACGCAUGAACUUGUAUUUUUUUGUACGGUACCAGCUUUGGGUUACAAAUCUUAUAAAGUUGUUCGAAUAUUGAAGGACACAGACGAACAAUCUGCUGCUGCAGCCCCCAUUAGUAACGAGUUUUACGAUGUAUUCGUUGACGAUGAUGGUCAAAUCGUGGUGGAAUGGAAGAAACAACAAAAUAUGAGUAUGGUUCAGGCAUUCCACUAUUACGAAGGAAUGACGGGAAACAAUGAAGUAUUUCAAAAUAGAUCUUCAGGCGCGUACAUCUUCAGACCCAAGGGGGUUCUGAAGAAUUUUACGACGAACGGGUCUUACAAAAUUUAUAAAGGUCCAGUUGUGCAUGAAAUACAUCAGACUAUUAACGAUUGGAUUAGUCAAGUAAUUCGAAUUUAUAACGGAAAAGAAUAUAUUGAAUUCGAUUGGCUUGUUGGACCCAUACCUGUUAAAGAUAAGAUUGGCAAAGAAAUUGUCACCAAAUACUCCAGCACAUUGGCCUCUAACGGCGAAUUUUAUACUGAUUCUAACGGCCGCGAAAUGUUAAAGCGGAUGAGGAAUUACCGUCCAACGUGGAACUUAAGGCUAGAAGAAGGAAUAUCCGGAAACUAUUACCCCGUUACUUCUAAAAUAUCAUUGAAAGAUGAAGAAGAAUACCUUAAGCUCAGCGUGUUAACAGACAGGGCACAAGGUGGAACCAGCAUGAAGGAUGGAGAGAUAGAAUUAAUGCUUCACAGAAGACUUCUAGUGGACGAUGCAUUUGGUGUGGGUGAAGCUCUCAAUGAGUCUGCAUAUGGUGAAGGUUUAGUGGUCAGAGGUUCUCAUUACGUAUUUGGGGGCAGUAUAAAAAAUUUGGACGAAUUUAUGAUGAAAGAAAAAGCUUUAACACUUCAGACAUUGCUUCGGCCGUGGAUCACGGUAACACCGCACUCGCAAAAGUCCGGAAAUGACGAAUAUGUAGCUACGCCUCAAAGAUCAGGUCUAACUAAACCUUUACCGCCAAAUGUCCACAUACUAAGUUUGGAGCCUUGGAAGGAUGAUACUGUCUUGCUGCGGCUGGAACACAUUUUUGAAGUGGGUGAAGCGGAGAACCUAUCGAGACCUGUAGAAGUUAACAUUCAGGAUAUGUUUUCAACCUUCACGAUUUUAUCUAUCGAGGAAACUACAAUGGGUGGUAAUCAGUGGUUAAAAGACAUGAACCGUAUGAAAUGGCACCCUGAAACGAACGAUGUACUUCAAGAGAGAGCGAAUACGAUUAACGAAAUACAAAUUGAAGAAGGUGUCAUAAAUGUACUUUUGAGGCCAAUGGAGAUACGAACAUUUAUCAUUAAAAUAUCACCAAGGCAUGCAUAG